UAUUCUCCCUCACUGCAGAGAGACAGACGGACUGAAAAACAGACGAUCAGAUUCACCUUCAAACCAAACUAACAACUUCCUCUGAGUUCAGCUACAGGAGAGAAAAGUGGAAACUACAACACUGCUGCUUCAACCUGCGGACCCUCCACCCCCUGAAGUUUGUUAUUCUCCCUCACUGCAGAGAGACAUACGGACUGAAAAACAGACGAUCAGAUUCAUCUUCAGACCAAACUAACAACUUCCUCUGAGUUCAGCUACAGGAGAGAAAAAUGGAAACUACAACACUGCUGCUUCAACCUGCGAACCCUCCACCCCCUGAAGCUUCACUCAGAGACAACAUGGCUUCCAGGUUAGAGGAAGAUCUCUGCUGUCCGGUCUGUCAGGACGUCUUUAGAGAUCCUGUUCUUCUGUCCUGUAGCCACAGCUUCUGUAAAGCCUGUCUGCAGACCUGGUGGGAUGGGAAAGAAGUAAAGGAGUGUCCAGUUUGUAAGAGAAAAUCCUCCAAAGAUGAACCUCCCUGUAACCUGGUGUUGAAGAACCUGUGUGAGACCUUCUUACAGGAGAGAGACCAGAGACCUCCAGAGGCUCUCUGCAGUCUGCACUCUGAGAAACUCAGACUCUUCUGUCUGGACCAUCAGCAGCCAGUGUGUCUCGUCUGCAGAGAUUCAAAAGCACACACCAACCACAGCUUCAGACCCAUCGAUGAAGCUGCUCAGGAUCUCAGAGAGGAGCUCCAGAAAUCUCUGCAGCCCUUUCAGGAGAAACUGAAGCUCUUUGAAGAAGUUAAAGUGAAGUUUGAUCAAACAGCAGGACACAUGAAGGUCCAGGCUCAACACACAGAGACGCAGAUAAAGGAGCAGUUUCAGAAGCUUCACCAGUUUCUAGAAGAGGAAGAGGAGGCCAGGAUGGCUGCACUGAGGGAGGAAGAGGAGCAGAAGAGGAGGAUGGUGGAGGAGGAGAUGGAGGCUGUGAGCAGAGAGAUAGCAGCUCUUUCACACACAGUCAGAGCCACAGAGGAGGAGCUGAGCACUGAAGACGUCUCCUUCCUGCACAACUACAAGGCUGCAGUGGAGAGGCUGCAGCGCCCCCUGCUGGAGGAUCCACAGCUGCCCUCAGGAGCUCUGAUAGACCAGGCCAAACACCUGGGCAACCUCAGCUUCAACAUCUGGAGCAAGAUGAAGGACAUGGUGUCCUACUCUCCUCUCAUCCUGGACCCAAACACUGUUCAUCGAAACCUCAUCCUGUCUGAUGAUCUGACCAGUGUGAGUGAAGGAGGAAGAGAGAGACAGAAACCUCCUGAUAAUCCAGAGAGGUUUAAUUAUUACCGCUCUGUCCUGGGAUCUGAGGGCUUUAACUCAGGGACUCACAGCUGGGAUGUCCAGGUUACAGACAGUAGAUGGUGGGAUCUGGGUGUGUUAGCAGAGUCUGUCCGGAGGAAGGGAAACAAUCUGUAUGGAUUAUGGAGAAUAUCUCUCCACGGAGGUUAUUCCUCUGCAUAUUCACCAUCAGAUCCACACACUCCUCUCAGCCUGAAGGAGGAGCUCCAGAGGGUCAGAGUGAAUCUGGACUGGAACAGAGGAAAGUUGUCGUUCUCCGAUCCUGACACUAACACACACAUACACACCUUCACACACACUUUCACUGAGAAGAUGUUUCCAUACAUUUACACUGGGGGUGAAGUGAAGAUAUUACCACUGAAGGUGUGUGUGACAGUGGAUCAGAGCAUGUAGAGAUGAACAGGAUCAUUUUAUCUAUGGUGUUUAUCUCUUAAAGGGAUCAUUCCCUGACCUCUGAAGCACCUCCUGUCCUCCUGCCGUCUCUAUAUUCCAAACGUGUUUAUUUAUUUUUCACAAUUUAUUUUGUUGUUGUUGUUGAGUAUGAUAAUUUGCUUUUCAUAUAUAUUAUCAACUUUAAUUAAAUUAAUGCAUUGAGCUGCCCCUUUUAUCCAAGGGACCAACAUGUAACUGCAAGAAUCCUUCAUUUACAUCACAUGUGCUGAACUGCUACAUUUAGAGGACAUUGUAUAUUUAUAUAUAUCUUCACAUUUUAAAUGAUCUCAACAAGUUUCAGAUUGGUGAGUUAGUUUAACCUUUUUAUGUUUCAAGUUUGUCAAUUUAAACUGUUCAUUUUUUACUACUGCAUGAUGGGAUUUAAAAUAAAGAAAACAUUUAUCCAAGU
Molecule: messenger RNA, 2178 nt
Organism: Gymnodraco acuticeps
Lineage: Eukaryota; Metazoa; Chordata; Actinopteri; Perciformes; Bathydraconidae
Product: nuclear factor 7, brain-like
Exons: 3
Coding region: 270-1730 (486 amino acids)
Molecular function (GO): zinc ion binding; protein binding
Source: RefSeq, a predicted model, not a curated record